Anopheles marshallii is the source of this 5661-nucleotide messenger RNA. RefSeq names its product citron rho-interacting kinase (gene sti). Gene Ontology annotation, biological process: actomyosin structure organization; peptidyl-threonine phosphorylation. The coding region runs from base 1 to 5661 and encodes 1886 amino acids. NCBI's taxonomy places the organism in Eukaryota, Metazoa, Arthropoda, Insecta, Diptera, Culicidae. Gene Ontology annotation, molecular function: ATP binding; protein serine/threonine kinase activity. The transcript is spliced from 5 exons. The record is from RefSeq and is a predicted model, not a curated record. Gene Ontology annotation, cellular component: cytoplasm; actin cytoskeleton.
AUGUCCAAACGCGAGAAAGAACAGAAAGCAAUCGCCGUCAGGACAGCGCGUCUAAACGAUCUGAUUUUGGGUCGCUCCAAUGGUGGAGGAGACGCGCUAUUGUCCCAAAGCAAGGAAGCGGGCGAUGCUAACCUCCUCGAUGUUGCCCUCAGCCGGGAAGGUCUGCUGGAUUCGUUACUUGUGCUGUACGACGAAUGUAGCAAAGAUGCGGUCAAGAAAAAGGAUAAAAAUAUCGCUGAUUUCGUUACAAAAUAUCGCCCGAUCAUUCAAGAAACGCGUGAAAGACGGGUCAACGUACAUGAUUUCGAUGUAAAAUGUCUCAUUGGCAAAGGAUACUUUGGGGAAGUUCAUCUUGUGGCCGAACGAUACACGAAGCAACUUUACGCGAUGAAAAAGAUGACAAAGGAGUCCGUCUCUUCGAGUCAAGUACGGACUGAACGUGACAUUAUGGCCACAAGACGUUCGGAAUGGGUCACACCGUUACAGUACGCCUUCCAGGACCAGCACUGCUUGUAUUUGGUGAUGGAAUUCUUACCUGGUGGCGAUUUGUUGAGUCUGAUGAUACGCGUAGGCGUGUUCGAUGAGGAGCUUGCACAGUUUUACCUGGCCGAACUGACUGCAGCGCUUCAUAGUUUACACUCCAUUGGUUAUGUGCAUAGAGACAUUAAGCCAGAAAACAUUUUGCUCGACCGUUUCGGGCAUCUUAAGCUUGCCGAUUUUGGAAAUGCGACGGCUAUCAAUGAUGAUGGCAGUGUAACGAGUCCAAUGCCGGUUGGAACUCCCGAUUACAUUGCGCCCGAGGUGCUACAAACCCUGUCGACUGUAGGCCGUUCGAUGCAUAGUGCCAAACACGACGUUACCUGUGACUAUUGGUCAAUGGGCAUCAUCGGGUAUGAGUUCAUAGCAGAACAAACACCAUUUCAUGGGGAUAAUGUGAACGAAACUUACUCCAAGAUUCUGGAAUAUUGCGAAGGGCGUGUUGCGAAGAAACUCUCCUACCCUUCGCAUGUUUCCAUCUCCGCCAGUUAUCGUGAUCUUCUCGAUCGAUUAGUGACUAACGUGUCCAAUCGUAUUUCUUACCCGGAAAUAGUGCGACACCCAUUCUUCGGUGAUUUGAACUGGGAUCGUUUGCGGUACAUGAUUCCUCCAAUUAUUCCGACCGUUGGCAGCGAUGACGAUACAUCCAACUUCGACGAUGUGGAUAAAACUGGCAAACGUAAAGUGUUGCUUGGCCGGAAGCCAACGUAUAAUAUCGCUCGGAUGAAUGAUUUUUCCGGGCAUGAUCUGCCUUUCCUAGGUUACACCUAUGUGUAUGAGGAAAUGGACGUGGCCGGAAUGUAUCGUGAUACGGACGAACACAUGAAGGCUGCCCGACUUGCGGCAAAGGUGAAGGAACAAGAGCGUCGCGUGAAAGAGCACAGUGAUGAAAUUCAUCGUCUACAGAAGGAUGUACUCGAUCGCGAUCGUAAGAUUGUCACAAUGGCGGCGCAUAGUAAGAUACUGCAGGAAACGAAAAAGGAACUCGAACGUAUGAAAGAGUUGCUGAAGGAGAAAACGGCGGAACUAGCGGCCACCCGCACAGAGAACAAAACUUUGCGCAAUAGCUUGAAAAUCGAGAAGGAAGAGCGUUUCAAAAAUGAUGCUACGAUCGCCGAUGUGGUGAAGCAGACGUACAAGAAGUGGGAAAAGUCUAAGCAGGCUUCCGAUCAAGCGUACGAGCGACAGUUGGCUGAAAAGAAAACGGAACUUGCCGCAGCAAACGAUAAACUGCGUGAAGUGUCCACUGAGCUAGUGACGAGGCUGGAGGAAUGUCAGCAUCUUCAGGCAUCGAUCGAAAAUUAUAAAGAUUUGCUCAAAAAGUCCAAGGACAAGUUAAUGACGGACAAGGAAAAUCUUGAUCGCAGCCAGCAGGAGCUAAUGGAGACUUACGAUGCCAAAAUAGCGGAACUGAGGGCGAAAUGGAAGGCUGAAAAGGAACAACGGGCCGGUCUGGAGAUGGAGGUGCGUGAGCUACGCGACAAACUGCAGGAGGAAGAAUCAACCGUAAAAUUUGUUGCGGAAAGGGAACAAAAGCUCGUCGACAACAUCAAGCGCCGCAUGACGAUGCAGCUGGAGGAAAACAACAUGCUGCGCGAGGCGAAGCAAUUUUCGGAAAAGAUGAGCGAAGAAAUGCAGAAAAAGAAUGAUCAUUUGCGCAGUGAGAUCUGCAAGCUGCAGGAGGAGAAGAAUAUGACGGUAACGAUCAGUAGUGUGGAGAGCAGCCGCCGAAGCUCGCUGGUGUUUGAGCAAGAGUUUAGAAGUGCCAACUCAAGCCUGCAGGACAUGACGACGGUACUAUCGGGAUCGAAUGUUGAGACACAGCUGCGCAAUGACUUAAUUAAAGCGAGGGAAAGCGAAAAUGAACAGCGUAAACGGGCCGAACAUUUAGAAGAGGUUUGCGGUCGGCUAGAAAAGGCAAUCGAUCAGCUGAAGGCAAGUGGAGCGGGAUCAUCUGGUGCGGAAACGCUGCUUGAGAAGCAGAAAGAAUGUUUGGAAGAUAAAUUAUCCGCAAUCCGUGAGCAGGCUAUAUUGGACAAACAAUCUGCACGUACCGCAAACCUUUCGCUCUGGAAGCUGGAGAAAGAACUAGAAGGCUUACGAGGGGAAAAGAGCAUUCUGGCCCGGCGCAUCGAACAGGCGGACGAUCGUGUGACACGUGUCCGGCACGAGAAGGAAGAAGUGGAGUUUAAAAUGAAGCAGCAGCAGGAAACCAUUGCUAACAAGGAUAAACAGAUCGAGGAUCUGCGAGCGGACAUGUCGGUGUUAAAGGAUGAGCUAAAGAAGGAGCGUCAACUUUGGAGCAAUUCGGAGAAGGAUCGGUUGGCAGAGAAAACGGAGCUGAUCGAAUGCUUAGCUAAGAUACAAGUUAUGGAGGAAAAAAUGAAGGAAAGUCAACAGAAACAGCAACAGUUGAACGAUCGGGCCAAAUUGUUGACGGUGGAAAACGGGCGUUUAGCCAAGGAACUGCGCGAAGCUCAGGAUGAGCUUGCUGACGUCACGGAAUCAAGUGAAAAUCUAGAGCAACGUUUAGCUGCUGUAACAAAGAACUUCAACAUGCUGAAAGGAGCGUGCAGCAUCACAGAGACGCAACUCACCGAAAUGGAGAUGCUGCUCGAGAAAGAAUCGAAGCGUAACAAGGAAUGUGGUGAGCAAAUGGAAGCUCUUCGCAAACGUCUCGCUGAUAAGGAAAGUGAAAUUGACCGUAUCCGACAAGAGGCGCAAGAGGAACGUUCCGAUAAAACGUUAAGCGAAUCGAGAACAAAUCAUCUGCUGGCUGAAUACGAAGAGUUGCGUAAGAAAUUCGAAGAACUCCAGCGACAAAUGGUCGAACAACAGCAGGAGUUGAUUGAAAAGACGAGCCAUCUGUUCGAGGUACAAGAGCGUAUCGAACUGUUGAAUCACGAUGCUGAAAACUUGCAGAAGGUAGUUGCUAACUACGAACAGGAGCACUACAUUCUAAAAGAGGAGAAUGCGCGCAUUCUGACCGAUUUAUUCUUGGCCAAGGAGCUCAUUACGAAGCAAAGCAACGAGAUGCGCGAACAGCGAGACGUAAUCGAACAGUUGACUGCCGAGCUAGAGCAUGUGAAACGGGUCCUGCAAGAGCAGAAAACGUUCUACACCGAGCGUGACAUUAAGAGUGAGGCAACGCUGGCCCAACACAAGAAACUGAUUGACUAUCUGCAGGCGAAAGUGGAGGAGUGCAAUGCGCACAAGAAAAAGAAAACGUUGGCUGGACUGAUUUUUGGCACAUCGUCGUCUGCCUGUGAGCGGAAGGAAAACAUCGUGCCUAAUGCUGGCGGAGCGGUGGGUAACAAUGUGCCGGUAGAAUCAACUACCAGCUACCGGAAGCUGCAGGACGAACUGCUGAAAGAACGCACACGGACCAACCAGCUAAAGGAGCAGCUGCUGCGAGCGAAAACGGAUCUUAUUGCCGCGGCGAAGUGCAAUACGCUGCAGAAAAAGCAACAGAAAGAGGACGAAAAUCUUGAGGUUGAGCGAAGCGAGCGUCGAAACAAUGAUCACCGAACGGCAACAACGGAUCGUAAGGAAAAGGAAACGCAACCAACGGAACAGCAUCGUCGUCGCACUGCUUCUGCUGCGGAAAAGCGCACUUCAUCCGGUAAGGUACAUACCUUUGAUAUGACAAUUGAAAGCUCAUCUUCCGCCUCGAAACAUCCUGCUAUACUGUGCGCGGCAUGUGAUCGUCAUAUUCUUGCCGGUCAUCCGUACUGGAAGUGUACGGAUUGCGCCAUUACUGUCCACCGCAAAUGCCGUGCCUCCGUAGUGGGUCGAUGUGGUGAGCAAGGAAGGAGCGGAAUUAGUUGCGAGGAUGUGGGAAAGAUGAAUGAAUCACUAGACGACUUUGCGGAGGAGCUCGGUACGGGUGAUGACGAGGAGACCGAUGUUGAGUCGGUUGGACAGACGGCGGGACGCAAAAGUCCCGCAUAUUCCAUGACCAGUGCGGAAGAGAAGGCAGAAGAAGACCACUAUGUAGGAGAUUUGCUGUUCAAAACAAAACGUCUCGAACCAAAGCUCUACGUAAACGAUAUCUAUGAAGUAAGCGAGAAGGCCGUGCUGUUAGGUUGCGAUACGGGAUUAUAUUCCUACCAUAUGGAUACGGGAGAGGUCGUCCAUAUACGAGGUAUCUCUAACGUGCGCUCGUUUGCCGUGUCGCAUGCCAUUCCGAAAGCGAUACUGAUUGGUUCGGAUGGUGAAUAUCUGUACCAGUGUGAUCUACGUCAUCUACAGAGCCGGGCCCACGCAUCGGCUUGUUUGCAACCGAAGUUGGAAUCGUUUGUGCUAGAUCUAUCGAUUGCAAACCGCACGCACAGCGAACCAUGGCAUAUUGUGCGCAUGAUGGAAGACAUUCCGGCCGGUGGAAAACUUUCAGAUGCAAUCGCUAUAGCGGCCACCUCGUCUCGGAUCGUAAUUUUGAAGUUCGAAGGGCAAGCGGGUCGGUUUAAACCAGUCCGUGGACUUGACACAAUUCUCCCAGUAUCGACCGUACUGUUCACGAAGGAUACCGCCAUUGUUGGAUCGGACAAGUUCUUCGAGAUCGAUCUAGUAUCGUACGUGGCGGAAGAAUUUUUAGACAUGUCGGAUAAAACGUUGAAUGAAGUUAGAAGCUGUACGCCGUUAGCUGCAUUCCGUAUCAAUAGCCAGGAGUAUCUGCUUUGCUACCGGGAGGUAGGCAUUUUCGUUGACGAUUCUGGUUGGCGUUCCCGGCCAGACAAUUUGAACUGGUUGCAGGACCCGGUUGCGUUUUACUACCGUGAAUCGUGUCUGUUUGUGGCCCAUGCCGACUGCGUGCAGGUAAUGUACAUUAGUAAGUCCUACACGAAAGAUCUGGCUUGUCGUCAGGCCCAUGCAGAUGAUGAGCGGCGUGCGUUUAUUAGUUUACGAGAAUCACCCCGUUUAUUGGCACCGCUACAGUUUGCCCGUACUUCUAUUUAUGUGGCGUGCGAGUGUGGGCCGGAUCGGGAACAGGAAAUUGUGUUGCUCGAUGGGCUAAAAGCACUUCGGACGGUGGGUUUUAGUCGGUCGCUUGAAACUCUGUCCAGCCUAGCAACGGGUGUUGGCCAAAGUCAAGAUUCUUUGUCCACCCUUGGGCAAGGCGUGUGA